ACCAAUGUCAUUCUUCCCAUCUUUAAAAAUACUUCAUGUUCUUGGCAUUUGAGAGAUGGCAACACCCCUGUCCAAUCUCUGAGAGAUUUUUCUUCUUACUCAAGUGAACUAGCCCUGUUCCUUUCCUUUCAGACAAACUAGGAUCUGGACACUGCUGAAGAAAUUUCCCAGGAUUGUCCAUAAUUUUAGAGAUAAUGAGUGAAUACAAGACAAUUGUUCUUCUAAAAGGAUUAGAGGGUCUGAAUGACUACCAGUUUAGGACAAUCAAGUCCUUACUAAGAAAAAAACUAAAUCUAACUGAAGAGAUGCAAGAGAAUUAUGACAGAAUUCAGAUGGCUGACCUGAUGGAGAAAAAAAUCCCAAAAGAUGCUGGACUGGACCUGCUGAUAAAUUUGUGUGAAAGCAUGAAUGAUCUUGAAAACCUUGCUAAAAAACUUAAAACAGAGAAGGCAAAAGUUAAGAAGCAAAAGAAAGGAAAAAACAAAACUGCAGUGAAAAAAGGAAAGCAAGAAAAACCCAGUAGUUCCCAAUCUCUUUCCACCAAUAAUGAAUCAGACAAGAGCAAACCCUCUGCACAGAAAAAGAGAAAACAAACCAUAAAAACUGAAGGUGGCAAGAAAAUGAAGCUUACCCAGGAACAGACUCAGUUUCUAGAGCCUUCAGGAAGCAACCCACAAAAAGAUGAAUGUUGUCUCCAGACUCCUCAUAAGCCUCCCCCAACACCAUCCAGCAGUUCCUCAAAUAAGACAGAGUCCAGAAGUGAGUGCACCACUCAAGGGCCUCAAGGAGUAUCAUAUGGUACUGGACAGGCUCUUCCCUGUUCUAAAGUAAAAGCAUCAAGGAGGGACCAUGCUCCUCAGAUGCCUUCAGCAACAGCAUCUGAAAGUCUCCUGGCUCCAUGUGGAUCUCCACCAACACCAUCCAGCAGUCUUCCAGUUCCAUGUGUGUCUCCAGCGACGGCACUCAGUGAUCCCCAGGCUCCUCUGGUGCCUCCAGCAAAGGCAAGCAGCAGUCCAUCAAGGACACCAAAGAAGGGAAACUUACCAAAGGAGCCUUCUAAGGUAGAAGGUCACCAUCGAGAUCCCAUACAAGUGAUGGUGUUGAAAGUAACAGAACCAUUUACUUAUGAUUUGAUUGAUGGCAAAAGGAUGUUCCAUGCCACAGUGGCUACUGAGACUGAAUUCUUCAGAGUGAAGGUUUUUGACACAGCCCUAAAGAACAAGUUCAUCCCACAAAAGAUCAUUGCCAUAUCAGAUUAUAUCGGUGUCAGUGGAUUUCUGGAGAUAUAUGGAGCUUCCUGUGUGUCUGAUGACGAUGUUAACCAAACAAUGGAUAUUCCAUAUAAACUGAAGAGAACAGCCAAUGGAACUCCUAAAAUUAAGGAUCUUUUCUCUCAAAUAAAAGGAACAUAUGUGAAUGGAGAGUUUGUGGUAACUACGGUAAGCCACUAUAUUAUUCGUAGAAUGACUUUCCAUACUGAUAUUUUAAGUUUUAACUUGUCACUGUAA
Peromyscus eremicus (cactus mouse) is the source of this 1508-nucleotide messenger RNA. Its product is annotated as interferon-activable protein 203-like. The coding region runs from base 195 to 1508 and encodes 437 amino acids. The record is from RefSeq and is a predicted model, not a curated record. Lineage: Eukaryota; Metazoa; Chordata; Mammalia; Rodentia; Cricetidae. Gene Ontology annotation, biological process: activation of innate immune response; cellular response to interferon-beta. The transcript is spliced from 6 exons. Gene Ontology annotation, molecular function: double-stranded DNA binding.